Rangifer tarandus platyrhynchus (Svalbard reindeer) is the source of this 969-nucleotide messenger RNA. NCBI's taxonomy places the organism in Eukaryota, Metazoa, Chordata, Mammalia, Artiodactyla, Cervidae. The record is from the annotation of a GenBank genome assembly.
AUGGACGCAGGGAAUUGUUCCUCCUUGACUGAAUUCAUUUUCUUGGGAAUUACGGAUAACACUGAGGACAAAGUGAUCCUAUUUACAAUGUUUCUCCUUGUUUAUCUCAUUACUCUUCUGGCAAAUCUCGGAAUGAUAACCCUGAUUCGGAUGGACCCCCAGCUGCACACACCCAUGAUGGAUCCCCAGCUUCACACACCCAUGUACUUUUUCCUCAGCCACCUCUCCUUCUGUGACCUCUGCUAUUCCACAGCUAUUGGUCCCAAGAUGCUGUUGGACCUUUUAGCCAACAAGAGAUCAAUCUCCUUCUAUGGUUGUGCUCUGCAAUUUUUGGUCUUCUCUAGCUUUAUAGAUUAUGUGGAAUGUCUUAUGUUGGCUGUCAUGGCUUAUGACCGUUAUGUAGCCAUUUGUAAUCCACUUCUUUAUACAGUUUCCAUGUCCAGAAAACUCUGUACCCAGCUAAUAUCUGUUGUCUAUGUGGAAGGUUUGGUAGAUUCAGCAAUCCACACCUGUUGUACAUUUCGAUUAUCAUUUUGCAGUUCUAAUGUCAUCAAUCACUUUUUCUGUGACUUCCCAGCCUUGCUAGCCCUCUCCUCGUCAGAUACAUCCAUCAAUGAGAUAAUGCUCUUCGUAUCCAGUAGCUGUGUUGUGGGGACCAGCAUUAUCACUGUCCUCCUCUCCUAUACCUACAUCAUAGCAACCAUCCUCAGGAUGAACUCAGCCGAGGGGCGACGCAAAGCUUUCUCUACCUGUGCCUCCCAUUUAACCGCUGUGGCUAUAUUUCACGGCACGCUCCUGUUCAUGUAUUUCAGACCCAGCUCGAGUUACUCCAUGGACACAGACAAAAUAGCCUCUGUCUUCUACACAGUCGUCAUCCACAUGCUAAACCCACUGAUUUACAGUUUAAGAAAUAAGGAUGUGAAAGUUGCCAUAGGAAAAGCAAUCAGUACUAAACUGCGUUCUGAGUGA